This is a messenger RNA of Letharia columbiana, 1317 nucleotides long. RefSeq lists its product as uncharacterized. Gene Ontology annotation, cellular component: mRNA cleavage and polyadenylation specificity factor complex. Gene Ontology annotation, biological process: mRNA 3'-end processing by stem-loop binding and cleavage. Gene Ontology annotation, molecular function: RNA binding; 5'-3' exonuclease activity; RNA endonuclease activity. NCBI's taxonomy places the organism in Eukaryota, Fungi, Ascomycota, Lecanoromycetes, Lecanorales, Parmeliaceae. The record is from RefSeq and is a predicted model, not a curated record. The transcript is spliced from 3 exons. Bases 1 to 1317 code for a protein of 438 amino acids.
AUGGCAAAACAGAUGUCGCAUGAGCCGGAUAGCAUACCAGCCAUCAUGACCAAUCGAAGCGCAGCACCUGUGGGGAGAAGAGGUCCGGGCGCCAAUGGUGAGGCCGAAAAGCCAAUGAUACCAAGGAGAUGUAGCGUGCAAGAGUUCAGCUUUGCAGCUCAUGUGGAUGGUCAAGAGAAUCAGAGUUUUAUCGAGGAGGUUGCAGCUCCUGUUGUGAUACUGGUUCAUGGAGAGAAACACAACAUGAUGCGUCUCAAGUCCAAGCUUCUUUCGCUCAACAACGACAAAGCAACCAAAACCAAAAUCUUCAGCCCUGCCAACACCGAAGAACUUCGCAUUCCAUUCAAAGUUGACAAGACUGCCAGAGUGGUUGGACAACUUGCUCAGCUUCCUCCGCCCAAAUCCUCGGACCCCGAGGAGGAAAGGCUCAUUACCGGUGUCCUUGUACAGAACGAUUUCAAGAUGUCCCUGAUGGCGCCUGAAGAUCUCAGGGAGUAUGCCGGAUUGAACACGACCACGAUCAUGUGCAAGCAGAAGAUCACGCUAAGCGCAGCUGGGAUCGACUUGAUCAAGUGGGCUUUGGAAGGAACUUUCGGUGCCAUAGAGGAGAUCAAGCCGCAGAAGAAGCCGUCGUCAAAUGGGGCUACUCAGGUCAACGGCAACGGUGUGUCCCAUGAAGAAGAAAUAGCAGACGAAGAGAUUGAAUACUCUCCGCAUGCGGUUGCGUACCUGGUCAUGGGCUGUGUGAUUGUUCGGUACCAGAACAAUGGGCAGGUAGAGGUCGAAUGGGAGGGCAACAUGCUCAAUGAUGGGAUUGCCGAUGCAGUGCUGGCUGUACUAUUCACAGCGGAAAGCAGUCCGGCUGCGGUCAAGCAAUCUUCGAAAAGUCAUCAACACCACCACCAUCAGGGUGAACGCAACCUUCACUCGAACGUCACACCGGAAGAGCGAUUCUCACGUCUCUGCAUGUUCCUUGAAGCCCAAUUUGGUCCCUUAGUCACUCCUCUAGCCAAACCGAAAACCCUCCCUAAGCCGCCGAAGCCUGCGCUUGACGGCGACGGCAUCAAGAACGAGCCCGAGGAAGAAGCAGAUGAAGAUGAUGUGGAGGACCAGGAAGCAGAAGAAAUCGAGAGGUUGCAUAGCAUUGGGAUUCCCGUGCCUGGCGUUCAAAUCAAAGUGGACAAGCAAGUGGUGAAGGUCUGGUUGGAGACGCUGGAGGUGGAGUGUGCGAGUAAUGUGCUCCGGGAGAGGGUGAAGGCGGUGGUCGAGAGGGCGGUAGAAACGGUAGCUCCACUUUGGGGAAAGGGCAAGAAUUGA